This is a messenger RNA of Trichechus manatus latirostris (Florida manatee), 831 nucleotides long. It is a transcript of the gene ARGFX, whose product is annotated as arginine-fifty homeobox. The transcript has 3 exons. The record is from RefSeq and is a predicted model, not a curated record. Gene Ontology annotation, molecular function: RNA polymerase II cis-regulatory region sequence-specific DNA binding; DNA-binding transcription factor activity, RNA polymerase II-specific. Lineage: Eukaryota; Metazoa; Chordata; Mammalia; Sirenia; Trichechidae. Gene Ontology annotation, cellular component: nucleus. Gene Ontology annotation, biological process: regulation of transcription by RNA polymerase II. Bases 1 to 831 code for a protein of 276 amino acids.
AUGAACAGAAUGGCCCCAGAAAAUCCCAAGCCAUACCCUUUUGUCAACAUGGAUGAUCCUAGCAUGAACUUGAUACCACAGAAUCCAGCUGAUCCCACAAUCUGGAGGAAGCGUCAAGAACGUACUUUAUUCACCCACAAACAGCAUGAAGAGUUGGAGGCUCUGUUUAGCCACACCAUGUUCCCAGAUAAAAACCUCUGCAUGGAACUGGCUUUGAAGUUCAACGUACAGGAGUCAAAAGUGAAGGUUUGGUUCAGGAAUCAGCGUUUUAAAAUGAGGAAGCAGCAGCAGCAACAUCAGCAAUCACUAAAGAAACCAAGGCAGAUUACUCCAGCCAAGAAGAAUGUGUCCACUUCACCGAGGGCAUCCACCAAUCCUUAUUCUUUUUCUCCUAUGGUUUCAGAUUGCUAUAGCUCCCUUCCACCCCAGCCCUUAGGUGCUUCCAAUUGGGCACAGGACUCUGUCUUUACCUGGAAUCCCACAAGUGAUGUCCAAAUGCAGGAGCCACAGUUAGAGAGGCUGGUAGCUUCAGUUCCUGCUUUAUACUCUGAUGCCUAUGACAUAGCCCAAAUCAUGGAACUGUAUAGUUUUCCUGACGAGGAUGUGACAUCCAUCUGUUCCUUCAGCUGUCUGUAUCAGUAUCUCUCACCCACAAGGCCCCAGCUGGAAAGACGGGGUCCUGCUCUCAGCAUCUUUGCUGAUCCAGCUGUAGGUCUAUCUCCUGGGGAGACCUGGUCCAGUAUGACAAACACAGGCUUCGUAGCUGACAGUCUAAGAGACAGUCUGGAAUUCCAGAACCCCUCUAGUAUGGUAGAUUCUAGAUUUCAAUGA